Messenger RNA from Oppiella nova, 1891 nucleotides. The record is from the annotation of a GenBank genome assembly. Lineage: Eukaryota; Metazoa; Arthropoda; Arachnida; Sarcoptiformes; Oppiidae.
AUGGUAGGGGAGGCUUACUUCAAGUUAGGCCAACUCACAGAUGCCGAGCAUUGGUUCAAACAGUCACUGGCGGCCAAACCCGAUCACAUUCCGGCGCAUCUGACUUAUGCUAAACUGUUGGCCAAAUCCAAUCGAAUUCAAGAAUCGGAGCAAUGGUUUCUUAAGGCCAAACACUUGGAUCCAAACGACUCCAGUGUUUAUCAACACUACGGACAAUUCUUGUCAGAACAGGACAGACAUGAAGAGGCCGUAGACGUGUACUUAGCAGCUGUAAAACUGGCGCCCAAUGACUACGAGAUUAUCUUCAACACCGCCAAUACUUUACGACAUAUUAAACGCAACGAAGAGGCGGAGAACUACUACCGACGGGCGACACGACUGCGCCCUCGAGAGGCCACCAGUCAUAUGAACUUAGGAGCUAUGCUUCACGUGAAUGGAAAGCUCUUGGAGGCAGAGCUCAGUUAUUUGGAAGCCCUGCGCCUAAAACCCGAUGAUAUGAUAACUCAGAAUAAUUUGGCAAAACUGAGACAUUUAAAUAUUGAUUGGCUCACAGAAGAGAAUCUCUACCGUUCCGGCAUUGAUAUCAACCCACCAAAAGCAUUUGGCAAUUUAGCCAAUAUUUUGAGCGCUCAGUCAAAGAAGAAAGAAGCGGAAUCUGCUUACAAGAAGGCUCUCACUUAUAGAUUCAAUAUGGCUGAUGUCCACUACAAUCUUGGAAUUCUAUUACAAGAACAGGGAAGAUAUGAGGAGGCGUUGCAAAGCUAUAGAUAUGCGGUUCAAUUCAGACCCCGACUGGCAAUGGCUCACUUGAAUAUGGGCUUAGUUUUGGUACAAUUGGGCAAAAAGCAAGAGGCCAUCGAUGUCUACAAACACUGCACAACACUUGACGGAACGGGACUCAAAGACCCUAAACUCCAUGAAAGCACUAAAAUCUCAGCUCUUUUUAAUUUGGGCCGUAUUUAUGCCGACGACUCUAACUAUGAGAAGGCUCUGGAAAUAUACUUCGAAGCCAUCCAGAAGAUGCCGAGUCACUAUCAGGCACAGUCUCUCUAUAAUAUGGUAGGGGAGGCUUACUUCAAGUUAGGCCAACUCACAGAUGCCGAGCAUUGGUUCAAACAGUCACUGGCGGCCAAACCCGAUCACAUUCCGGCGCAUCUCACUUAUGCUAAACUGUUGGCCAAAUCCAAUCGAAUUCAAGAAUCGGAGCAAUGGUUUCUUAAGGCCAAACACUUGGAUCCAAACGACUCCAGUGUUUAUCAACACUACGGACAAUUCUUGUCAGAACAGGACAGACAUGAAGAGGCCGUAGACGUGUACUUAGCAGCGGUAAAACUGGCGCCCAAUGACUACGAGAUUAUCUUCAAUACUGCCAAUACUUUACGACAUAUUAAACGCAACGAAGAGGCGGAGAACUACUACCGACGGGCGACACGACUGCGCCCUCGAGAGGCCACCAGUCAUAUGAACUUAGGAGCUAUGCUUCACGUGAAUGGAAAGCUCUUGGAGGCAGAGCUCAGUUAUUUGGAAGCCCUGCGCCUAAAACCCGAUGAUAUGAUAACUCAGAAUAAUUUGGCAAAACUGAGACAUUUGUUGCAACAGAAGAGAGCCGUCGGCCCCUAAACCACAAACAUAUUAACAAAACUAUUUCUGUGAGACUAAACCAAAUGGAAGCAAAUUCUAGUCUUAAACUUACCAUAACUUAUACAGUAAUAUAUAAUAAUUUAAAUAAUAUCGCAUUUCCAUUGACGAAUAUUUUGAAUGAUUUUUAAUUCCAUAUAAUUCUGUGAUAUUUGCGAUUCUGAUUCACAAUAAGUCUAUUGAUUAACAAAUAUUUUAAGUAUUAAUACAUUUUUUAAAUUAAUUACAAAUAAUAAUAUAUUAUAGAAUUCCU